This is a messenger RNA of Papaver somniferum (opium poppy), 1591 nucleotides long. RefSeq lists its product as uncharacterized. Gene Ontology annotation, cellular component: chloroplast thylakoid membrane; chloroplast envelope. The coding region runs from base 145 to 1467 and encodes 440 amino acids. Lineage: Eukaryota; Viridiplantae; Streptophyta; Magnoliopsida; Ranunculales; Papaveraceae. The record is from RefSeq and is a predicted model, not a curated record. The transcript is spliced from 6 exons.
UCUCAAGUAGGAGUAUAAGUUUCGUCCAUCUCUUUCUUUCUUCAUUCUCUGUCACCAUACUAAUCACUAAAACUAGAAAACCCCAAUUUAUACAGUAAACCGAUAAUCCAAACUUCCUCCUUAAUCCUUUUAUUUUCAUUCAGAAUGAAUACUAUUCCUGGGUUUCUCCAAACAUCAUACUCUCUGGGUUUAUCUAAAAGUAAUCAAUUUUACCCCAUUCAACCAUCUAUUCUUAAUUCUAGAGUUUCUGUUAUCUCUUAUCCAUCCAACACAACUAUAAAGAGAGAUUCUGUGUUGGUGGCUAAACCAGAUAGGCUGCAAAGGUCAUCCCUUAAAGCUGUUGUCGGUGAUGCAGCUUCUGCAAUACCAAAUGAUUGUGCUGAAGAGCCCAUAUCGUUAUUCAGUCAACCUGAUCAAGCAUUUGCUCAUGAAGGAUUAGCUGAAGAACAUAGUGAAAAUGGCAAUGAAGAAGGUGAUGCAGAUUGUUUAGAUGACAGUCAAAUGGUGAAAGUUUGUGACAAGCUAAUUGGUGUCUUCAUGGUUGAUAAGCCCACUCUAACAGAUUGGAGAAGGUUACUUGCUUUCAGCAAGGAAUGGAACAAUAUCAGGCCUCAUUUCUUUAAGCGGUGCCAAAUAAAAGCAGAUGCUGAGGAUGAUCCUGGAUUAAAACACAAUUUGCUUCGGCUAGGAAGGAAGUUGACAGAAAUUGAUGAAGAUAUGCAGAGACAUAACAAUCUGCUUGAAGUAGUGAAAGCAGCACCAGCUGAGAUCAAAGAAGUUGUUGCAAAACGACGUAAAGAUUUCACCAAGGAAUUCUUUGUACACCUUCAGACGGUAACGGAAUCUUAUUACGAAGAUCCCACCAAGCAAGCUGCUUUGGCAAAGCUUGGAACUUCGUGCUUGGAUGCAGUACAAGCCUAUGAUACUCUUUCAGAAGAUAGAGAAGCACUGAAUGUGGCUGAGUUGAAGUUUCAAGAUAUCGUCAAUUCCCCUAGUUUAGAUGUUGCUUGCAAGAAGAUAGACAAUUUGGCUGAGAAAAACCAACUUGAUUCUGCUCUAGUGCUAAUGAUCACCAAAGCCUGGUCAGCUGCUAAGGAGUCAAACAUGGCAAAAGAUGAGGUUAAGGAUACAUUGUACCACUUGUAUAUGACUGCAAGAGGUAAUCUUCAGAGGCUAAUGCCUAAAGAGAUCAGAAUACUUAAAUAUCUUCUCACCAUUGAGGAUCCUGAGCUGAGGAUAUCUGGUCUAAAAGAUGCAUUUACCCCUGGAGAUGAACUAGAAGGAAAGGACGUUGACUGUCUGUACACAACGCCGGAGAAGCUUCAUACCUGGAUAUGCACUAUAAUAAAUGCUUACAACUUCAGCCAAGAAGGUACUCUUAUCAGAGAAGCCAGAGAUUUGAUGAAUCCAACAAUCAUACAAAGAUGUGAAGAACUGAAGAAACUAAUCCAGGACAAGUUCAUGUGAGCUUCUGCAUUCCAUAAUAGUAUUUCAGUUUUGAAAGUAUCAGUAUGAUGAUUAUGGAAACAAUGUAACCAUACAAGUGUAAAGAUAUCUAACUCCUUUAAAAUCCUAAGCUCCUUAGGCUCUA